GUAGGGUAUGGGGGAUUCAAGAGACGCAACCUGGCAACCCAGUAUAAAUAAGCUGAGCUAGACAACGGCUGUUUAGCAGCUAGCUACCUCUCCGUGUUGCACAGUCAACAAAAACAGCCGCGUUACAUACACAGUGUGCUCCAGGAUUAUGUCGGCGAGUGACAACGACUCUGUCGACUUGACCAGAACUGGUUCCCCAGUUCAUCACAGAAAAAAACACAACAUGGAGUCGUCCAGAUCUCCCAGAAGCUCCAAACAUCACCAUUCGCGGUCAAGGUCACGCUCCAGGGACCGAAAACGUGACAGAAAAUACAGACGGAGUCGCAGCAGGAGCAAAGAGGCACGAAAGAGAGACUCUCAGAAGCCAUCCAAAUCACACAGAAAAACAGAUGAGCAGCAAGAGCCAGAGAGACUUUCAGCAGAGAAUGGAGAGGAGCGUUCCAGACGCAAGGACAAGAGGCCCUCCAAGGGCCGCAGUGCGUCCAGGUCACACUCUCGAGAGAGGCGGCAUCACAGCAGAAGUAGGGACAAACGUCGAUCACGUUCGCGCAGCCGGGACAGGAAGAAGAAGGCUAGGUCUCGCUCAGGCUCAAGGACCAAACACCGUCAUCAUAGCAGAAGUCGCAGUAAGAGCAGGGAGCGAAAGAAAAGGAGUGAGAAAGUGCGCAGAAAGAGUCGAAGCAGGUCUGUUAAUCCACCUGCCUUCCGGGGCCGAAACACAGCUAUGGAUGCACAAGAGGCCCUGGCCAGAAGGCUAGAGAGAGCCAAGAAACUACAGGAGCAAAAGGAGAAGGAAAUGUUUGAGAAACAGCAGCAGCAACAGCAGGAGAUAGCUGCAGUGGCUGCCCCUAUCGCAGUAGCUGCUGCUGCUGCAGCCGCCGCCUCGAACCCUGGCCUCAAUGUGGCAGCCCUCCUGGCCUCUGGGACGCAGGUCACGCCUCAGAUUGCUAUGGCAGCACAGAUGGCAGCCCUUCAAGCAAAAACACUGGCAGAGACUGGUAUUGCUGUGCCCAGCUACUAUAACCCGUCCUCUGUAAACCCCAUGAAGUUUGCAGAGCAGGAGAAAAAGAGAAAAAUGCUAUGGCAGGGGAAGAAGGAGGGGGACAAGUCCCAGACAGCUGAGCUGUGGGAGAAGCUGAGCUUUGGAAACAAGGACCAAAAUGUUAAAUUUCGCAAACUAAUGGGUAUUAAAGGAGACGAUGAGGCUGAAGCUUCCAAACCAAUUACUGAUGAAGGCAUUAAGACUCUUCAAAAGCAGGAGGAGAUGUUUAGGAACCUUGACGUUCAGUACGAGAUGGCUCGGUCUCAGACACACACCCAGAGGGGAAUGGGCCUCGGCUUCUCCUCCUCAUUCUCACGUGGAAUGGAUUCUAUGUAGUGCCAAACAUUGGCCGUCUUUUGCCACUCAUCUGAUCAUAUAGGACCACCAAUUCAUCGCCAGCCCUCAAGCUUGCAUGGAUGUUGCUCUGAAUUUGUAAUUUAUUUAUAGACAAACAUCUCACAUAUUGGAACAUUACAGUGUAAAUAGUCAGAUGCUGAGUUUGCCUCAGUGUUUAUUAAUCUGUACAUCUUUGCAAAAGGAUGCAUCAGUUUGACUGGUUGAUACUGGUUAAAAUUAGACAUUUGUUUGAAUAAUGUGGUAGCUUUUUUUUUAAACUCAAAUAUAUAUUGAUAUGUGAUUGUUUGAACAUAAACUGAAUAUAAUGUGGUUCAAGUGAACACUGUUUACAUCCAUUUAAGGAAAGGUAUCUGAAGUCAGUGUAGCAUCAUCAGAAUCUGUUUCUUUUCUCCUUAUUGGGGGAAAAACAAAACAGUGGGUUGUAAUACAUAUUGUCUUCAGGCUUGCCUUGGACAAAGAUGUGCUUGAGGAGUAAUCACAUUGUUCUUGAAAUAAAUUAGUUUUGUGUUGAAUAA
Messenger RNA from Dicentrarchus labrax (European seabass), 1914 nucleotides. It is a transcript of the gene rsrc2, whose product is annotated as arginine/serine-rich coiled-coil 2. Lineage: Eukaryota; Metazoa; Chordata; Actinopteri; Moronidae. The coding region runs from base 149 to 1378 and encodes 409 amino acids. The transcript has 10 exons. The record is from RefSeq and is a predicted model, not a curated record.